AUGCAACUUGUUGCGGUUCUGGCGCUCGCCUUUCUUCUGUUAUCUGGAGCAGCUGAUAAAACCUCAAUAAAUGAUACUGUCAGCAACUUGCUCAAGAAGAGGCCAAGUACUAAAGUCGUCAAGGCCUUACUUUUGGCGUCAAAUUUGAGUGAUUAUGUUGAUGAGAGCGAAUUCGAUGAUUUACACGAGUUUUUGCACUACAUUGCCACGUAAGACACGCUGUAAAAGAUGUUAUAGUUUCCUGUUGCUUUCAGAUACAACCGUCAAUACAGAAAUCUAGCGGAGGUUCGACAAAAAUUUAAAGCUGUCCAAAGAGCUUUGAAAUUUAUCAAAAUGCUAAACGAAAAGAAUCCGUUGGCCAAAUUUGGGUUGACUGAAAGAAGCGACCGUCCAAGAACACAUCGACAAAGGCAUCAUGAUAUGAAUCUAACUGCCAGAACCAGGAGUAAGGGCUUUUUCUUGGACUUGUAGGACUGCUCUAGUAGAUAUACAGAGCUUUUAGGAAUUUCUGAAUAUAGAAAACGCAUGGUGAAGAAUAUCUCAAAGACUUUUUUGACCAUUUCAACAUUACGACUUGCAUAAUGACCCAUUUUCAGGCCCCCUUCCAGAAUUCCCAAACAAUUCAACACCAGAAACGUAUAACUGGCGCGACCACGAAGGGGUUACCUCAGUAAAAAAGCAAGGCGACUGCGAAAGCUCUUACGUCUUCGCCGCCGUUGCAGCCGUCGAAAGUCAAUGGUUAAUCUAUAAAAAAGACUACUGGGAUCUGAGCGAGAACCAAGUGCUCAGCUGCACCUACAACAACCCUGAAUACAAGAGUUGUAAAGGAUGCCUGGGAGGACUUGCAAGUGACGCUUUGAGCUACAUCAAGGCCAGAGGAAUUACCGAGGAAUCGGAAUCAGGGUACAACGAUCAUUUUCUUCCUCCGGUUUGCUCGAAAGGUCCCGUUGUUGCAACAAUCAAUGCGACGAAGUCCUGGCAGAAUGUGGACGAGGAAAAACUGCGGAGCGUUGUGUAUAACAUUGGUCCGGUUGUUGUUAGUAAGUACAUAGUGUUAUAUAAUCAGGAUAAUCUAUAUUUCCUGUAUAUCCGAUCCUAUAAAAGUGGAUUUCUUUACAAGCUUGACGACCUUGCCUUUUCACGCUCUGAUCGUUGUCAAUAUUACACUUUUAGCUGUCCAAGCCGACGUCCUUGAGUUUUACAAGCAAGGGAUUAUCAGCAUUCAACUAACAGAUUUGGUGCCCAACCACUCCUUAUUACUCGUCGGAUACGGAGAGGAGAACGGCAGAAAAUACUGGAUCCUGAAAACCUCGUGGGGAGCACAUUACGGAGAAGAUGGAUACGUCCGAAUCGAAAGAGGAUUCAAUGUCCUGGGGCUUGCAAGACAGGUCGAUGCCGCAAUAGUGUAAGAACUCGUUCUUCGCGACAUUCGUUUUUACAAGGAAAGUACUUCUAUGGGGUGUGGAAUUACCGGUCGAGAUAUAUAUCAAAAAAUUCGCAAAAAUUUUCUGAUUCAGAAUAUAUAUAAAUUAGCUGCCUAAUUUUGGUCUGAUGACAUGUUUUUGUCCUCAGAAGUUUUCUCGCGACACAAUGCAAGUGUCUUUUUGACCGUGUUUUUACCAAUAAAAAAAUUUUGUUUUGUGCUAAAAUAAAUUUUGAGGCCUUGACAAGCCUUAAAAUAUCAAAUUGGAUUACAACUACACCUUAAAAGUAGUUCUAAUGUAAAAAAUGGGUUCUAGUGUGGCAAAAGGAAUCGAACCCGUCCCCUUCGGAUUCCCAAUCUAG
Messenger RNA from Bursaphelenchus xylophilus (pine wood nematode), 1785 nucleotides. Lineage: Eukaryota; Metazoa; Nematoda; Chromadorea; Rhabditida; Aphelenchoididae. The record is from the annotation of a GenBank genome assembly.